Osmerus eperlanus (European smelt) is the source of this 1269-nucleotide messenger RNA. Its product is annotated as transmembrane protease serine 6-like. The record is from RefSeq and is a predicted model, not a curated record. The transcript has 8 exons. Gene Ontology annotation, biological process: proteolysis. Gene Ontology annotation, molecular function: serine-type endopeptidase activity. The coding region runs from base 1 to 957 and encodes 318 amino acids. NCBI's taxonomy places the organism in Eukaryota, Metazoa, Chordata, Actinopteri, Osmeriformes, Osmeridae.
AUGUCCUCUGCCAUCCUAGUGAAGCUUCUCUGUUUUCCUUCUAAAUUGAAGGAUUUGGCUCCACUGUGUGUCAAUAAGGGAAACUGCAGUAUCCCAACUGUGCCGCCAUUUCUUCUCAAGAACCCAAUCAAUGAGACAGGAAACAUCACUGCAGGCUGCAGAGGUCCAGUCAAUGAUGGUCAGGAAAGUUGGCGCAUCGUUGGGGGUACGUUGGCACCGGAUGACAAGUGGGGCUGGCAGAGUAGCUUACACUGGAAAGGCAAACAUGUGUGUGGAGGUGCCAUCAUCUCACCACGCUGGGUCAUCACUGCAGCCCACUGCUUCAUCCAAUACAACAUGCACGAGGCGGCGGACUGGCAGGUCGUGGUAGAUACGGUUAGGGUGACAGAUUCAUCUCUCGGUAAACGCUACAGAGCCCUGCAGGUCCUCUACCACCCCAGCUUCUUGAAAGACAACAAUGACUAUGACCUGGGUCUUGUACGGACAGUCACUGUCAUAGAGAUGGAAGGUGGAGUUCGACCAGUGUGUUUGCCCAGUCCUAAAGAGUUCUUUCCCUCUGGUUCAUCCUGCUGGAUCACUGGUUGGGGCUACACUCAAGAGGGUGGUUCCGUGUCAGCCGAGCUGAGGGAGGCUCAGGUGCAGGUAAUAGAUCAGUCAACGUGUUCACUUCCAACAGUCUACGGCUCCUACCUCACUCAGAGAAUGCUUUGCGCAGGCAUCAUGGAGGGGGGAGUGGACUCCUGCCAGGGUGAUAGUGGUGGCCCACUGGUGUGUAUGACGGCAAAAGGGGACUGGAGGCUGGCCGGGGUGGUGAGCUGGGGUGAGGGAUGUGGUCGGCCCAACAAACCAGGGGUUUACACACGAAUCACCCAACUACUGCAUUGGAUUGACAAAUACAUAGAGUUGGAUACCGUGGAGGAAUCAGACCCCCUUCCAGCCAAUUUUACAAUCCUGUGAUAUUUUCAAAAUGACAAAUUAAUAAAAAGGAAACAGCUUUUAAAUGUUAAAUAAAACCUCAUAUUUCCUAUGGAUGGACGGACAAUACCUUCUGAUGUUUUGUGGCUUUCUUCAUGUUUGUGUCGGGAAGAUCCCACAAUUCAGUACAUUGAACAUUGAAAGCAAUCAGAUCUGAUGGUUUGCCAAAAUUAUAGCAGUUUAAACUGAAGACUGCAGAGGAGUUGUAGGCUACAACAGUAGCCAAUAUGAAUUCUUAAGCCUUUACGAUAUAAGCAUAGAAAGACAGUGUAAUUCCGAACUUCUGAUAAUGGU